AUGGAAAACAACCAAUUUGCGUACAUCUUAAGGAGCCAAAUUCAAGACAUCUUCGCAGAGUGUAGUGUUUCCAACGAAAAGGGGAGGUUACAAAAUGGUGACUCUUCUGUGGGUGUCCCCACGCGGGAGGAUGCUCCACACAAACAGAUGAACUUCCCCAAGGGGAAGAACAAAAUAGAGAAGGAUGGUUCGAAUCGACAUGAGAACACAGGAUGGAGCGGUAGAAGACGGGAGAGCAAUCUGAAGAGGGAGGAAGAGUCCAUUUUUGGACAUGAUGGGAAAACCCUAAUGGUGCAAAGCUAUACAUCUCUACUAUAUGAACACUGUGAAGACAAAGUAAACGUGGUGUUAGCGAACAGAACGAUGAGUGAGGGAAGGAUAGAAAUGCAGAUAAGCGGAGAAGGGGAAAGCUUUAUCCUGCCCUGCACAUUGGCUGGAAAUAUAUUAAGCUCGUUUUCACCCCAACUUGAGAAGGGAGUUUACAAUUUAUUUUUUUUUAUCAACAAAGAAAGGAUGUACUCGAAAUUGUUGUCCUGUGGAGUAGAGAAGCUAAGCAAAGACAUGCCAUGUCUCCCUCUGCACGUGAUCGAAAUAAGCAAUUUUGGUCAUGUGGCUUAUUGUAGAGGGAUAAACAAACUACCUCCCUACAACAUCCGUGUAAACAACCACGUGCACACAAAUAAGGGGCUCCUAAAAUUGCAUGACCUUAUGUACAAGCAGUAUAGUCAGAUGGCUAAUCGGGAAGGAACUCGCGAUGGAAUGGUAUCCCUGGGGACGGACUAUCAACUCCACACCAACAGCGAUCGCCAUUUUUAUGAUUUCCUUUCCGCGUACAAGGAGGCAUACAUCAACCAUCAUCCAUACGUAAAUGGGAAGAAGGACAAAAACAAAAAGCUGUACAAAAAUAACAUCAAUUUUCUUUCUGCGUUAAUUUCUGAUAACCAUUUGGAGCAACGUAGAAUCCCCACGUUGUACAAAAAAUUAUUAUAUGACCACUGCUCCUAUCGAGAUAAAGUAGCUAUUAUGCGUUACCACUCGCAUCUUCCUCAGGGGGGCUACUCCUCCGGGGGUCUCCUCUCUGCGCAUGUCUUUGCCAUGGAUCAGUUGGGGGGCACGUACUCCGUUUUCGCCUUCGACUUGGCAAUGGCAGGGGUGGAGAAGGGUGCACACAGGGGAGCGCGCAAGGCGGUACAAGGAGCCAUUUCUAAAGGAACUCCCCCUGCCUGGACGAGGGACCCACCGGUGAGCUCGCUCCUCCGGUUCAGUUGCGACCAAGAUGGCUGCGCAGAUAUGCGUCAGUGGAGCUACGUGGAGACCAUCCACUGUCGAAAGAAUGACGUGGCAAGGAAAUUCUACUUGUCCAAGGGGGGGAAGUGGGGAGCGAACGUGGAGUGUCCCCUGCAGUGCCCCCUUCAGUGCCCCGCUGAAUGCCCCGUGCCCGUCGAACUAAUCAACAACAAGAAUGCCUUCAAAAAGUACUCCCCGGGAAUCCGCCUUUCGGAUCGCAUCAGCCUAUUCUUCGAAGCCUGGGAUUGCGACAUAUUACCAGUUGGGCCGUUCCUACCGUCCACGGAUUGCAACAUGCACUAUGAAAAG
Plasmodium cynomolgi strain B is the source of this 1596-nucleotide messenger RNA. RefSeq lists its product as hypothetical. The transcript has a single exon. Lineage: Eukaryota; Apicomplexa; Aconoidasida; Haemosporida; Plasmodiidae. The record is from RefSeq and is a predicted model, not a curated record. The annotation marks the transcript as partial.